Molecule: messenger RNA, 5681 nt
Organism: Eleginops maclovinus (Patagonian blennie)
Lineage: Eukaryota; Metazoa; Chordata; Actinopteri; Perciformes; Eleginopidae
Gene: nedd4a
Product: NEDD4 E3 ubiquitin protein ligase a
Exons: 29
Coding region: 256-3042 (928 amino acids)
Biological process (GO): protein polyubiquitination; neuromuscular junction development; regulation of dendrite morphogenesis
Cellular component (GO): cytoplasm
Molecular function (GO): protein binding; sodium channel inhibitor activity; ubiquitin protein ligase activity
Source: RefSeq, a predicted model, not a curated record
AGGGAACAAGAGGAGGAGGAGGAAGAGGAGGAGGAAACACUGGAAGAAAAGGAAGAGGAUGGAUACAGUGAGUGACGACGGUGUCACAGAUUGCCACUUGGUCAGGUUCACGGUAUCUACCAGCGUAAACACACAGAGGGCAUAACAGAGGCGAGCUAAACACCACAGGAGUCUAACGUUACUGGACAACUGUCUUUUUCUUGGUUCCUCUUCUUGUUGUUUUCGCUCCCUUGGAGGAAGAAGGGCGAGGAUAGUAUGGCUGCACUUUCUCCACAGAUGCGAGGACUUCACAUAGAUGAGGGAGAAUCCAGAGUCCUAAAGGUGAAAGUCGUUGCUGGAAUUGGGCUGGCUAAAAAAGAUAUACUUGGAGCCAGUGAUCCGUAUACAAGACUAUCCCUGUAUGACCCAGUUAAUGGAGAAAUCACAAGUCUUCAGACUAAAACAGUCAAAAAGACACUUGACCCAAAAUGGAAUGAAGAAUUCUUUUUUGAAGUUGAUCCCAGGAAGCAUCGUCUGCUGUUGGAGGUGUUCGAUGAGAACCGCCUGACAAGGGAUGACUUCCUGGGACAGGUGGACGUCCCCUUAAAUCAGAUACCGACAGAAAAUCCUAAUACAGAAAGGCCAUACACAUUUAAGGAUUUUCUGCUUCACCCACGAAGCCACAAGUCCAGAGUCAAAGGCCACCUGCGUCUCAAAAUGACCUACCUGCCAAAAGAGCCAGGUUCAGAGGAGGAAACCGUAGAGCAGACUGGGGACACGGAUCCUAGUUGGGAGUAUCUGGAGGCUCAGGACAUGUCGGGUCCCAGGCAGAGCCAGCUGCUGCCCGCUCUGCCCCCUGGCUGGGAGGAGCGGCAGGACAACCUGGGGAGAACAUACUUUGUCAAUCAUGAGAGCAGAACCACACAGUGGCAGCGACCCACAGUCCUGGACGAUGACCUGCAGAUACAAAGAAGACAGAACAAUGAUAUGGACGUGGAGCAGGCUUUUAUUACACGCAGGCAGAUCUCAGACCAUGAUGAGAACUCCACACGAGAGUCUCCUGAGAGCUGGGAGAUCAUUACAGACGACGAUGCCACCUUGUACCACAGCAAUAGCCAGGUCAUGUCACCUCCACCCCAUGGCCCUGAGGAGUUCCUCCCAUUUCGUGAAGAUCUGAGAAACUCUCACAUUUCUGCUUCCGCAGCUGGCGAGCUGCGCGCCAGCCAGGUGGAUCAUGCUAGUAAUUCAAGCCAUUCCAGUCGCAGAGGAAGUGCCCAGGCUUCAACAGGAGAGGAACAUCCUGUUAAUCCUGUGCUGCUUCCUACCUCGUCUGGGCUGCCUGCAGGCUGGGAGGAGAAGCGAGACAGUAAAGGAAGACGCUACUAUGUUAACCACAACAGCCGAACCACCUCAUGGACGCGGCCCCUCGUUCAGAGGACCCAGGAAGCACCAGCAGUGGCCCCAGCAGUUGCUCCAGCAGCGGCACCAGCAGUGGCACCACCAGUGGCCCCAGCACAGCACAUCGGCGCAGGUGUGCGCCAGAGCCCGACUCCGCCCUUACCGCCCAUGUCUCCUGAGGAGUCUCCUCAGCAAACCCCGAGCCCCGAGGCCCCACAGGAUUCUGGCUUCCUGCCGGCUGGUUGGGAGGUUCGCAGUGCUCCCAGUGGAAGACCUUUUUUCAUCGACCACAACACAAAAACCACUACCUGGGAUGAUCCCAGGCUGAAGAUUCCUGUGCAGAUGAGGAGGCGACCCUCACUCGACCCAUCUGAUCUCGGCCCUUUGCCGCCUGGCUGGGAGGAGAGGGUCCACACUGAUGGGAGGAUAUUCUACAUAGAUCACAACACCAGGACCACACAAUGGGAUGAUCCCAGAUUACAGAACUCAGCUAUAACCGGACCAGCAGUGCCUUAUUCCAGAGAUUAUAAACAGAAGUAUGAGUACUUCAGGAAGAAGCUGAAGAAACCGGCUGACAUCCCAAACCGCUUUGAGAUGAAGAUGAGACGAAAUGCAGUGCUGGAGGACUCGUACCGACGCAUCCUCUCCGUGAAGAGGGCCGACCUGCUGAAGGCCCGACUGUGGGUGGAGUUUGAGGGAGAAAAGGGGCUGGACUACGGUGGCCUGGCCAGAGAGUGGUUCUUCCUCAUGUCCAAAGAGAUGUUCAACCCGUACUACGGCCUGUUCGAAUAUUCUGCCACGGACAACUACACACUGCAGAUUAACCCUAACUCAGGUUUAUGUAAUGAGGACCAUCUGUCCUACUUCAAGUUCAUCGGCCGUGUGGCGGGCAUGGCCGUGUAUCAUGGCAAACUGCUCGAUGCUUUCUUCAUUCGGCCUUUCUACAAGAUGAUGCUGCAGAAGCCGAUCACUCUGCAGGACAUGGAGUCUGUUGACAGUGAAUAUUUCAACUCCUUGAUGUGGAUUUUGGAGAACGACCCGACAGACUUGGACUUGAGGUUCACCAUCGACGAAGAGCUCUUUGGACAGACUCACCAGCAUGAACUGAAGCCGGGCGGCGCAGACAUUGUCAUCACUAAUGACAACAAGAAGGAAUACAUCCAUCUGGUGAUGCAGUGGAGGUUUGUGAACAGGAUACAGAAGCAGAUGACUGCUUUCAAAGAGGGAUUCUUUGAGUUGAUACCUCAGGACCUGAUCAAGAUCUUUGAUGAGAACGAGCUGGAGCUGCUCAUGUGUGGGCUCGGAGAUGUGGAUGUGAAUGACUGGAGAGAGAACACCAAGUACAAGAACAGCUACUGCUCCAACCACGUUGUUAUCCAGUGGUUUUGGAAAACGGUUCUGCUGAUGGACGCAGAAAAGCGAAUCAGGCUGUUGCAGUUUGUGACGGGAACAUCCAGGGUCCCAAUGAAUGGCUUUGCUGAGCUCUAUGGGUCUAACGGACCACAGCUGUUCACCAUCGAGCAGUGGGGAACACGUGAUAAACUCCCCCGAGCCCACACAUGCUUCAAUCGGCUGGACCUGCCGCCCUAUGAGUCUUUUGAGGAGCUGAGGGAGAAACUUCACAUCGCCAUCGAGAAUGCACAAGGCUUCGACGGGGUGGAUUAGAGCUUGAACUCUUAUUGAGCUGAACAGACAUUACUGCGUGAUGUGGUGAAGAGGAACUCAGUGAGAGAAACAAGCUGUGCCUCAGAUCCAGGUCUUAACCGGCCGGCUGUGUGACUGAUGAAGGAAAGUCGCACAACCUUCACUCCUCUGUUGUAGCCCACAUGGAGAAAGGACAUGAAAUCUGGUGUGGCGGAGGUAUUUAAUCACUCUGUGUUUUUAAGUUUACAAACAAACAUGCAAAGCUGUAUAGUCUAUAACUUGUAGAAACACAUUUGUUUCAUUUGGGCUGAAUUGCCUCAGUAAAACUUUGUAUGCUCAUCAUCAGGUAUUUGUGAUAUUUUCUCUUCAGAUUCUCCUUGGUGGGAAAUUACUCACUUCUGUUGCUGUUGUAGGGCUGGAAAGAGUGGACCAUGGGUUAGAUUAUUCAUUCAUUCAGGUUUAACACAUUUAUAGAAGCAACUCUUGAUAUAUGAAUUACAUUUAAUGUAUAAAGUAAACAAAACAAAGCAGAAAUCCCUUUAAACGUGACAUAAACCCCCAACUGGAACAAUGUGACAAACAUCCAGAGGUUUUAACGGUCCAGUGUGUUGGGUUUAUGGGGCUGUACUAACCCAAAUAUAUAUCAUUUAAUAUUACUAUGUUUUCCUUAGUAUAUCAUCACCUGAAACCAAGACUUACUGUAUUGUCAUAAGAAUUAGCCCUGCAUAUCAUAUCAUAUUAUUGGGGUUGGGUCCCGUCCCCCUGGAGUCUUCUUUGUUGCAUUGCAAUAUUUCUACAGUAGCCCAUAGCAACCAAACUAAAACACAGAGUCUGGAUAUGGAGGUUCACGUUUUUGUGUUGAAAUUAAUUGCACAAAUAAAACUAUUUGGAAGAUAAAGAGGAUGAAGAGGAAUAAAGGUUUGCUAGUGCUAGUUUUCUGACAAACUGACUCUUCAACACAAGAAAAGGCAAGAAAAAAAACCUGCGUAGCCUUUUCCAACUCUCUGAGAAAUGACACAUGUUUUCAAAGUUGCAUAGCUUUUUUCUCUGGAUAGGUAAUUUAGCCCACCAAACAAUUGGACCUGAAAGCACAGUAGGAUCUUCCACACACCUUGAAAGGGAAGGGUGGGGUGGGGUUUUCAGGGGCACGAAAUCCCACACUCUGGCCCUUUAAAAAAUAAGAGAUGAAGGCAGCAACGUGUCAGAAGUUUUAAACUGAGACCUGACUGAUAAAUUGGCAAUUCAAUCUAAAUAAAACCAAUGUAAACAUGCUUUGUAUCCUUUAAAUUCUACACGUAAUAAAACAUUUUCAUUCCAUCAUCAUUAGAAUUACUGAUGCAAAUCCCAAAUGUAUGCACCUCAGAAGCAUUGUUUGCAAAAAUGUGAAAGAUAUAUUCAAGUUUUCGUGACUAAACUUAAGGAAAGUGUAUUAUUUAAUCAUUAUAGUAGUGAUGUACACAUAGCAGGACCAGUAAAAGGCUAAAACAUUAUACAUUUUUACUUUGUUUCUCACUACGUGCAGUGUUAGAUUGUGCUGAAAUACGAAGCAUAAUUGUACAUAUAGGCGUAACAUUAUUAGAUGUGUUUUUUCAGUUAUUACAUAAAUAUACUGUACAUAAAUAAAAUCUACAAAAUGAUGAAGCAUUUAUUUUUUAAAAUAUUGUGAAAUUGGCAAAUAACUGUUAAUGAUGCACCUCUAGAUUAAUACAUUUUCUGACACACAGUGCCCGUUCAUACUCAAGUUUAACACUGGUAGUUUGUGUAUCAGAGGAAUACACAUCAUAUAUCCCAGAAAAAAUAUCCGACAGACUGACCGUAUCAGCCAUAUCAUUUUGUUUCCUCUACUCAUCGUGGGUAUCUGAUUGCAGCACUGUGCUCUAUUUUUAAGAGUACACCUUAAACUUUUUGGGUUGUCAAAUUGUGUACAGAUAAUUGUCUGUUUUUAAAAGGAGUAAUCACAUGUUAGUACCUUUGUAGGAAAGUAACUGUACUUCAGCAGUAGUUUUAACAUUUUCUAUAUGGUAAAACAUGCGUUUACACAACCUGCCAUGUUUACAGGUCGUUGCUAAAAGCAGAUAUUGUUGAGCUGGUUCUUGUCUCUCUGACAACACAAUUUUAUACUUUAUGCUUUUAUAAAGUGAAGCACUUUGUUAAUAUCCAUGAGUCUUACUUCUGAACUGUCUGAAUCUUUGCCAAUCUGUCACCUGCAGACUGCUUGAAUCGCUUUUGAAGAAACGUAUCCUAUGCUUCAAGUGCACCUGUUUAAAUGUUUACAUGUGAACAUUGCUGAAAAUAAGCAGUCUCUUCUUUCAAUUAUAUUUAAAGUUAAAUACAGAGGCCUUCGUUUGUAAUGUAUUGUACAUUUUGAUUGUUUAUUGAUGUUUUGAUCUCUAAAUGGAAGUACUGUUAUAUAACUAUUGUCUACUGAAGAAUAAUGAAUAGAUCAACCCCUAAUUUCUGAUAUAUCAACUUUUCUUAUUAUGGAUUUAGAUAUAACACCUAUAAGUGCAUUACAACAACAACAACAAAUACAUGCAACAUAUAUACAACUGUUUAAAUGUUGAAAAUGAAUUGUAUGAGCUGUUAAAUCACAAUUUGAUGACGUACAGCACACCAAAUUAAAUAUAAAUAUAUUUGAAAAUUAAAAUAUAUUAAAACAA